UGCCAUAUGAAUUGAGCAGCAGCGCCAAACGAAUUGUGAUUGUCAUACUGCCAUAUAGCCAAAAUAGCAAGUGCUCUCCUCAAGUGUCCCUUGUUUUUAUUUUUGUUGUUUUUUUUUUUUGUUUACCUGGAAGACACGUUGAAAGCCAUAGAAGCCGCAGGAUAACGCCACAAAUAUCCAGAAGACCGCAUUGAUCAGUUAAUUUUUAUAACAAUGUCAAAAUCAACUGUUGCCCACAUAACCAACAAUCCGGAUGAACCGGUGACGUUUUUCAAGCAAAUAACUGAAGCCGCUAAAAAACAGUCGACUGAGGAUGUGAUAUUCAUGAAUCUGGCCACCAUUGAUGAGGAAUUCGGUGUGCUCAACCGUACAGUUGUAUAUCGAGGACUCAGCGACGAUAACUGUAUUAUAUAUGUAACUCAACGUUUUACCCGCAACUUUAAGAAUAUUCAGGCGAAUGCCAAGUGUGGCAUUACAUUCUUUUUGCCCAAUGUUGUGGUGCCCUUACAGGGUCAAGAUCCGGCCAUCUGGCAGGUGCGUCUGAUAGGCGCAACGGCUGAGGAGCUGCCCGAGUCCCAAUUGGACGAGUGGUGGAACAAGGAGCUGUUGUCGGCACAAAUACGUGAUCACAUCUUCCCCUGUGGACAGCCGGUGAACUAUGUGGAACUGGUGGAAAAGCAUGACCGUUUUCUUCACGAUCAUCUAGAGAGCAAAGUGCCCCUGCAGCGUCCUGCCACCUAUACCGCCUUCAAGUUCCGGGCUCAGCGCUGGGAUUUCCUCAAGGUGGGCAGCGGACAGAUCGCGGAUCGUGUGCAAUAUCGUCGCCUGGAAAAUGGGGAUUGGCAAUCCAUGCAUGUGUCCACAUAAAUGAAUGUUUAAUCUUUUUUAUUCAACUAUUAUUUGAAAAACAAAACAAUCGCUUUCUACAAAUAUAAACAAAAUUACAGUUACAGCAACUUAAUGUAAAACUAACUUAA
Molecule: messenger RNA, 977 nt
Organism: Drosophila innubila
Lineage: Eukaryota; Metazoa; Arthropoda; Insecta; Diptera; Drosophilidae
Product: pyridoxine/pyridoxamine 5'-phosphate oxidase
Exons: 3
Coding region: 214-867 (217 amino acids)
Biological process (GO): pyridoxal 5'-phosphate biosynthetic process; pyridoxine biosynthetic process
Molecular function (GO): pyridoxamine phosphate oxidase activity; FMN binding
Source: RefSeq, a predicted model, not a curated record